AUGGCCGACAACAACACCAAGUCUACUGAUGACGGGUUUCCCUGUUCCUUGACCAUCGACGUCCCCUUCCCCACCCCGCGCCUUGCCUCCGUUGCGCACAAGGCCCUUGCCGUCGACCAGGAGCUGUCGCCGCUCGUCAGACGCACCUUCUCCAUCGACGACGACGCCGACGCCGCCUCCGUCCUCCGCGUCCACUAUAAGGCCACCACAAACCGCAUGCUCCGCGUCGCCGUCAACGGCCUCAUGGAGAGCCUUAACCUCGUCGUCGAGGUGAUGGAGGAGCUCGACGUUGACGUCUUGGAGCACCACCACCAGGACUCUCAAUAA
Colletotrichum higginsianum IMI 349063 is the source of this 327-nucleotide messenger RNA. Its product is annotated as Transcription factor pcc1. Gene Ontology annotation, cellular component: EKC/KEOPS complex. Lineage: Eukaryota; Fungi; Ascomycota; Sordariomycetes; Glomerellales; Glomerellaceae. The record is from RefSeq and is a predicted model, not a curated record. The transcript has 2 exons. The coding region runs from base 1 to 327 and encodes 108 amino acids.